CUGGUUCCUCCCUCUCCUCCUCCUUCCUCGUCCUCGACGCCUCUCUCUCUCUUUCGCUUGGGCGCCGAGGAGAAGUCUUGCGCGCUCCUCCGCGCGCCCUCUUUCGCUUCCCUUGCCCGUCCGCCUGUCUGUGCGCGCCCUCGAUCACAUGGUGCUUCGAGAAAUGCUCCAAAGAUGGCGGUAGCGGCGGCCGGAGGGGGAGGCGGCGUCAGCCGGGUGCAGCGCAGUGGUGCGCUGGAAGUUUUGGUGCGCGACCGGUGGCACCGGGUGCUGGUGAGCCUGAGCGACGAGGCGCUGGUGUUGAGCGCCGACGAGGGUGGCGCUCCCACCGCGGCGGCGUACAACGGCAUCGGGGCGUCGGGCAGCAACGGCAAUGGGACUUUCUGCAGCGGGGCAGCGCUGGGUCCGGCGUCGGGGGGCGCCUCGGCCGCCUGCAGCCUUUCCGGCGGGGGUUCUCCGGAGUCGCCGUCGGGGGGCGGCGGCGGCAUGAGCCCCAAAUCGGGUUUGAUGAGCGGGGUGCGCACGGCUUUCACGGACCUGCCCGAGCAAGUCCCCGAAGCCAUCUCCAACAAGAAGCGGUGCGUCAAGGUGCUCAAGCAGGAGAUGGGCGGGCUGGGCAUCAGCAUCAAGGGGGGCAAGGAGAACAAGAUGCCCAUCCUGAUCAGCAAGAUCUUCAAAGGGCUGGCCGCCGACCAGACCCAGGCGCUCUACGUCGGGGAUGCCAUCCUGGCCGUCAACGGCACGGACCUGCGCGACGCCACUCACGACGAAGCUGUGCAAGCGCUCAAGAGGGCGGGCAAGGAGGUGGCGCUGGAAGUGAAGUACAUGAGAGAAGCCACCCCCUACGUCAAGAAAGGGUCUCCGGUUUCCGAAAUCGGCUGGGAGACCCCCCCACCCGAGUCCCCCCGGCUGGGGAACGCGUCCACCGACCCCCUGUCGCAGCUGUCCCUCUCCAUCCACAGAGACAAGAAGACGAUCCCGCUCAAAAUGUGCUACGUGACGCGGAACAUGGCCGUGUCGGACCCAGAAAACAGGCUUGUAGAAGUUCAUUCGCCAGAUGCCAGGCACACCCUGGUUCUGAGGAGUAAGGAUUCCGCCACGGCGCAGGCCUGGUUCCACUCCAUCCACUCCUGCAUCAGCGAUCUCAUUCCUAAGGCCAUCUCGGAGGUCAAAGAUCAGCUGGGCAAAGCAGGAAUUGCUGGAGCUCGAGAGAUCAGGCACCUCGGCUGGCUCGCAGAAAAGGUGCUGGGAGAGAACGAGAGGCAUUGGAAAGCUGUGCUUGUUGUACUGACUGAGAAGGAUCUCUUGAUGUACGAGAGCAUGCCACGUAUCAAGGAAGCUUGGUUCGGUCCUCUUCAUUCAUACCCUCUGCUGGCCACCAGGUUGGUACAUUCAGGACCUGGGAAAGGCUCCCCCCAGGCCGGGAUGGAUUUGUCCUUUGCUACCCGUACGGGUACGCGGCAAGGAAUCGAAAGUCAUCUCUUCAGGACGGAGACCGGCAGGGACCUCUCGCUGUGGACACGGAGCAUAGUUCAGGGUUGUCACAACGCUGCGGAACUCUCAAUGGAAAUCACUACCGCUUGCACCUACAAAAGCCAGGAAUGCCGUUUGACCAUUCAUUACGAACACGGAUUCUCCCUCGCAGCUGAACCCCAAGAUGGUGCCUUUCCCAAAACCAUUCUGCAGUUUCCCUACGAGAAGCUAAAAAUGUCCUCGGACGAUGGGAUUCGGAUGCUUUACUUAGACUUUGGAGGAAAGGAAGGAGAAAUUCAACUGGACCUUCACUCUUGUCCAAAGCCAAUUGUGUUCAUCAUUCAUUCAUUCCUUUCGGCCAAGAUUACAAGACUUGGGUUGGUAGCAUAAGCACAGUCUGAAGGAAGAACGGAGGAGCUGCCUGCACAAUCUAAAUGGCAAGGAACAUCUAGGCAACAGCAAAAGUUUCUAGGAUUAUAUAUAUAUUAUGCACAGGAGCAAUACCCGCGUUUGGACCAGCUACCAAAACGGAGCACAGAAAGGAGCAAGAGUUGCCGAGAUGCUCAAGAGCAGGACAUUUGCUUCGACUAACAACACUGCAGGGGAAACAAAAUCGAUUGCUUGUAAAUAAGAUAAAUAAAUAAAUGAAUGAAUGAAUAUUGAAGGAGUAAAUAGCUUAAUACUGCAGUGUGGCAUUUCCAGUAUACAUAACUGUGCCUGUAGCAGUGCUAAGAGAGCAGUGAUUUUCAAACUGGGCUCUGAGAAACUCUGGAAUGCUUCGGUUAGAAAAUCAGCAAUGUGAGAACAGCUCCGCUGAAGUCCACCAUUUUCCCUGGCAUCGCCCAGCCGCAGUGGAGCAACGGUCAACUUUAGGGUGGCCCUCUCUGUUCAUGUGUCAUGACAACUACUCCCCACAGAUGGGGCCGACAGUCUUUGUGGACUGAUAAAGUGUGUCCCAAAACAUCCCAGAAAUCUGCAGCCCAAUGUGGGUGAGGAGCAUCGGUUGAACACAGAUGUGGGCAGGGGUUCUGAGAAUAUGAAGUUUGAAAACCACUGAUGAGUGAAAAUAAGGGCUAGGCAGAUAGGAGAGCACAGUAAGCAUUUUAUCCACAGAAGAUCUGGUGGAAAAGUUGUCAAGAUCUUGUGCACCCGUGGACUUUGUAUCCGCUGAGCCAUCCUUCCGUUUUCAGAAAACAACACUUUCCUGCCAUGAAUGCACCAGCAGAGUAGUUUGCUUGUCCAGACAAAGGUGGGAAUGGUUUGGAAAUCUAGUUCUCUGUGAACAUUGCACGAAAGGGCACUAUUCCCAGGUGGAGAGGUCACACUUAGGCAGCAUUGCCAAGCCAGUCAGUCAUGACCAGAGCGGGGGGGGGGGACCUCAGAAGUGUCCUUAAGUACUGUAGCUUAAGGGUUACAAUGGCCACAUGUAACAUUUGGCGGUAGAAGCCGCUGUGCCCGCUCAAUUAAUAAAUCCAAGCAAACUUUCAUAAAACGGAGUUGCUCAGUUAACAGUAAUAACUUGUGGUGAGAGAAUCAGUAUACGUGAAAUUAUGUGAUUCAUUUCAAAUCGUUCUAAUCUAAAGACAUUGAAGGCAGCGAAGAUCCUUUUGGAAGAAUUUUAAGAUGGGGAGGCUCAUUUUGAAUUGAGCUUUGGCUAAAGGUCCUUCAGUGGUGAUGCUUUCCGCUGACAGGCGAGCCAUUCCAUGCGCCAAGGCACAAAGGAAGAGCUCUUUAAUACCUUCCUUCCCAGCAACAAACUUUGGCAACUCUUUAUUAUGCCGUUUCACUCCCAUUUGCGGCUUCUUGAUCCAAGUAUAGGAUCUGAACAGCUGUAGUGUAAGAACACCAGCAGCACUCGGGAGCAGCCAGUCACCACCAUGGCAAAGUACCAUUUUAUUGGGCUGGAACAGACCCAGGGAAGCGGGUGGACUUAAUUCAGUCAUGACUAACUUGCCCAUUGAUGUCAAUGGGUCUCCUCUGAGUAUGACUUGGUUGGAUACGACCCCCAAAGAAUAUUGCUUGAAUGCAGUCUUCCAAACGCAUCAACACUAAAAACCCUAUCUUGUACACACACAAAAAGGCAGAAAAUGUGAUCGGGAGACCCUGAGCUGUUGGCUUUCAGUAUAACAAUUAUCCUUAUUAUUCAAGCUUCCUGGAACAUUGCUAAUUUUUCCGAUGUUGAUUCCCUCUGACAGACAAAAGGGAGCUCAGUUGUGUUUCAUUUUAAUUGUGUUCCCUGGAAGUGGGACACGACAACUAAAUCUCUUUUUAGAGUUAUUUUUGUACAUGGGGGGAAAAACAUUGUUUUAUAUACAGAAGAUACCAAACGGGUUCCGUAUUACGGCGCAGAUCUUAACCAUGGCUAACGGAUCAAAUGUUGCUUAGCACAUCAUGCACUUAACUUCAUCCAGAACUGAGCAUUAAGCCAGAGUUUCCUAACCAGGGUUUGAAGCUAAUAAUAAAACCCUGGUUGUAGAGUAUAUGCUUGGCAUUAAUAACAGCUAUGCCUGGUACAGGUGUAAUUGUUAAUGAUGGUAAAUGCAGGCAUGGUGCAGGCAGAGAAGGGAAAGUACUGAAGCCCUUGAGAAGGGAGGGAUAUGAUAAUAGUGGUCUUCCAA
Lacerta agilis (Sand lizard) is the source of this 4091-nucleotide messenger RNA. It is a transcript of the gene SNTB1, whose product is annotated as syntrophin beta 1. NCBI's taxonomy places the organism in Eukaryota, Metazoa, Chordata, Lepidosauria, Squamata, Lacertidae. The record is from RefSeq and is a predicted model, not a curated record. Gene Ontology annotation, molecular function: structural molecule activity; protein binding. Bases 175 to 1863 code for a protein of 562 amino acids. The transcript is spliced from 7 exons. Gene Ontology annotation, cellular component: dystrophin-associated glycoprotein complex; intracellular anatomical structure; synapse.